Messenger RNA from Ceratosolen solmsi marchali, 2449 nucleotides. It is a transcript of the gene TBC1D16, whose product is annotated as TBC1 domain family member 16. Gene Ontology annotation, biological process: activation of GTPase activity. NCBI's taxonomy places the organism in Eukaryota, Metazoa, Arthropoda, Insecta, Hymenoptera, Agaonidae. The coding region runs from base 257 to 2356 and encodes 699 amino acids. The record is from RefSeq and is a predicted model, not a curated record. Gene Ontology annotation, molecular function: GTPase activator activity. The transcript has 8 exons. Gene Ontology annotation, cellular component: early endosome.
UCGAGGGCUGCGACUUGGCUGCAUUGCGAUUGAUCGGAUUAUCGCUUCCAGCUUAGGAGCUGCCGCUUUUCGAUUUAUCGGGCUCGCCCGAUGAAAGAUGCCGCUGGAUACGCCGUUACCACUGCCACCGCCACCCCCUCCACCGUCGUCGCCGACCGGGGGUCGGGCGUCGGUCCAGCUUAGGAGGCCGAUGGGGACGUGGCGCCGAGGGUACGCGCGGAGGAUCGUGCGUGGCGGUCGUGCCUCUGCCUGAAGGAUGGCCAAGCACGCGGGCAAGGUUGCCCUGGCGACGAGGGAAAGCCGCUGCGAGCUGAGCUUUUGCGCGAUGCCCCUACCGAGCAUCCUCAAGAAGGCCAGCAGCUACAUACUCGGCGAGAGCUGCGGGGACAGCCUCCGCGGCAUGUACCAGGACGGCGAGACGAUCUUCUGUAAGAACAACGUCUGCGUUCAUCCGCCGACGCUUAUUCGCCAGCACUGCGACGUGGUCCAUCAUCCAGGAUACAUGACGGUGUGCUGCAAGCUCGACAAGACGACGGCGACGACAACUUUACACCUCAGCUGGAUACCCAACACCACGCUGCGCAAGUACCCCGGCACCCUCGAGAACGCCACGGCCAAGAGACUUGACGUCGCCAAGGAGGCCGAGGAGCCCCAAGUCGAGGAGCCAGGUAAGACGCGGUUGCCGGAACGGCUGGACGUGUGCCAGGAAGCGCGGGAGUCCGUCACCUGCGGAGACUGCGAGCGCGUCUGCUCGGGAGGCAGGAGGCAGCAGAUAUCAACGAGGUCGGACUCCGUGGACUCGAGGCUAGAGGAGGAUGGGUCGACGAACGCCUCGUGCAAAAGCCGCAGCAUGUCGCUCGCCUCGACGAGCAGCCUCUCGAUCGUCGCGAGCAGCGAUGAGGAGAUCCCCACGUGGAUGAGGACCCCGGAGCUGCUCGCCUUGCAGCAUAACCUCGCGUUCCCGGAGAGUGCGACGGCCUCGCCAGUGGCGGUGCGCCGCGCCCACCGGUGCCGCCGCUUCUCCGUCGACCUCGGCCAGAUGCGAUCGCUGAGGCUCUUCUUCGCCGACCCGGAGUGCACCUCGGGCCAACUCGUGGUCGCCAGCCGCGAGAGCCAGUACAAGAUACUGCACUUUCACCAUGGGGGCCUCGACAGGCUCGCAGCAACCCUGCACCAGUGGCACCAGCUGCUCAACCCCAACCUGAGCCUCGACGCCGAGGAGAGUCUGCCCUACAGGCACUUCAUGGUUUGUCGACCGGAGGUGAGCCGAGACGAGUUGCACCCGGAAGAGGGUCAAGUGCCCAUGGUCACGUCGCUAGCUUGGAAAGAUUUGCUUAACGAGCGCGGCCAGGUUGAGGACGACCUCGUGCUUCGCAAGGGCAUCUUCUUCGGGGGUCUCGAGCCAGCGUUACGCAAGAUCGUCUGGCCGUUCCUUCUGCACUGCUACUCGUAUCAGAGCACCUACGACGACCGGGAGCAGAUCGACGAGAUCAGACGUCAGGAGUACGAGGAGAUUCGGAAACGUAGAGCGACCAUGAAUCCGGAGGAGGCCGACAAGUUCUGGCGCAACGUCGUCUGCAUCGUCGAGAAGGACGUCGUGAGGACGGAUCGAGCCAAUCCUUAUUACGCAGGCGAGAACAAUCCCAACAUCGAGAUCAUGAAGAACAUUUUGCUGAACUACGCGGUGUACAAUUCGCGACUGGGCUACACCCAGGGUAUGUCGGAUCUGCUGUCGCCCCUCCUCGCCGAGCUUAACGACGAGCAGGACGCGUUCUGGUGCUUCGCCGGCCUCAUGCAGAGAUCCGUGGCCGUGUGCACGCCUACGGACGUCGAUAUGGACAGGAACCUCUGCUACCUGAGGGAGCUCCUCCGGCUCAUGGUGCCCAGCUUCUAUGCCCACCUCGAGAAGUACGACGACGCCCGGGAGCUGCUGUUCUGCCACCGCUGGAUACUUCUCUGCCUGAAGCGCGAGUUCCCGAUGGAGGUGGCCCUCACCAUGUGGGAGUCAUGCUGGGUGAACUACCUUACCGACCACUUCCAUCUCUUCCUCUGCCUCGCGAUAAUGUGCGUCUACGCGGACGACGUGGUCGCGCAGGACCUGCGCACCGACGAGAUGCUGCUGCACUUCAGUUCGCUUGCGAUGUACAUGGACGGGACGGUGAUAGUGCGGAAGGCCCGUGGUCUCCUACACCACUUCCGACUCCUCGACAGGCUACCCUGCACCCUGGCCGGCCUCUGCAGGCAAUGCGGCCCCGGCAUGUGGGACAGUAGCCACGACCCCGUAAUCGAGUGCAUCGGUCACGGGGAUAAGCAGUGCCCGCACUCCGAGACGUAUUCGCGCUCCAAUAUCGGCUGACUCGGGGAAGCCUGACGAACGGGACUCCUUUACGACCGAAUCUCCUUGGCUGACGUUUGCCGUUACCUGUACGCGAAUUCAAUUAAAUGCGUC